Drosophila biarmipes is the source of this 1063-nucleotide messenger RNA. RefSeq lists its product as uncharacterized. Bases 68 to 844 code for a protein of 258 amino acids. Gene Ontology annotation, cellular component: nucleosome. Gene Ontology annotation, molecular function: DNA binding; protein heterodimerization activity; structural constituent of chromatin. The record is from RefSeq and is a predicted model, not a curated record. Lineage: Eukaryota; Metazoa; Arthropoda; Insecta; Diptera; Drosophilidae. The transcript is spliced from 2 exons.
GCAAAUGCGGCUAUCGUUUAUUGUGUUUUGAAACGUGAAGUGAACGUGAACAGCAGUGAAUUCGAAAAUGGCCCGUACCAAGCAAACCGCUCGCAAAUCGACUGGUGGCAAGGCGCCACGUAAGCAACUGGCUACUAAGGCCGCUCGCAAGAGCGCUCCCGCCACCGGAGGCGUGAAGAAGCCUCAUCGGUACCGCCCUGGAACUGUUGCCCUGCGUGAGAUCCGUCGAUACCAGAAGAGUACCGAGCUGCUGAUCCGCAAGCUGCCUUUCCAGCGUCUGGUGCGUGAAAUCGCUCAGGACUUCAAGACUGACCUGCGAUUCCAGAGCUCGGCGGUGAUGGCUCUGCAGGAAGCUAGCGAGGCCUAUCUAGUAGGCCUCUUUGAAGAUACCAACUUGUGUGCCAUUCAUGCCAAGCGUGUCACCAUCUCGAAAAUGGCCCGUACCAAGCAAACCGCUCGCAAAUCGACUGGUGGCAAGGCGCCACGUAAGCAACUGGCUACUAAGGCCGCUCGCAAGAGCGCUCCCGCCACCGGAGGCGUGAAGAAGCCUCAUCGGUACCGCCCUGGAACUGUUGCCCUGCGUGAGAUCCGUCGAUACCAGAAGAGUACCGAGCUGCUGAUCCGCAAGCUGCCUUUCCAGCGUCUGGUGCGUGAAAUCGCUCAGGACUUCAAGACUGACCUGCGAUUCCAGAGCUCGGCGGUGAUGGCUCUGCAGGAAGCUAGCGAGGCCUAUCUAGUAGGCCUCUUUGAAGAUACCAACUUGUGUGCCAUUCAUGCCAAGCGUGUCACCAUCAUGCCCAAGGACAUCCAGUUGGCCCGUCGCAUUCGCGGCGAGCGUGCUUAAGUCGAGAUGGCUUCAACUGGCUCCCAGUGCGCUUACAUAAUUUGUACAAAUCGGUCCUUUUCAGGACCACAAAUUACAUUCAAUGGGAUACUAAUUUUAUCUGGAGGCUUUAACAUAAAAUUAAAGAAAAUUAUUUUCCGUCCCGUUUUUUUAAGCGAAUUGAAUAAUUGUUAAUUCAUUUUUCCAAUUUGUACUGCCUUGAUAAAAUGUAAUAGUAGU